AUGGGUGUUCUGACCAAGACGAUGGGCCUCAAGGUCACCUACGCGUUUGCCGAUAGCGGCGAGAGUUUCCUGGCGCGACACCCCGAGCUGCUCACCGUCCGAACAGUACCCAUCGACGACAAGCUCACCGUCGGCAUGGUCGACCUCAAGAUGUGUGUCCAGGCUGUUGUCAAGUGCAGCCCCGAACUUCUCAGCGACGUCACCCGCGACUUCGCCGUCUACGCCUACGACUACUCAGAGCCCGACGAGCCCUUGGUCGGCCAGGGUUUCCUUGGUUGGAUCGUCAACAACGCCGAUGGAAAGCAGAUCAUUGGCCGCGCCACCAGGAAUCCCCUCUCCGCCUUUAGCAACGGCGUCAAGGAAAUCCUCGAGAUCAAGUUGAAGUUGAAGCCCGUGGCCGCCAUGGUGCAACCCCAGUACGAAUCCGAAUCACGACCGGACCUUCGACACUCCUACCAGCGCUCCGAGAGCCAUAUGAGCGUCGAGGUACAACCCACAAGACCUGCUGACGGGGCCCUUACGCCGUCGAGCCAUGCCGAGUGGAACUCCUUCAUGCAGUCGAACCCCCAGAUGGGUAGCCAGCACCACCCGCAAAGCGUCCCGUCGCCACACCAACCAUCCAUGCACCUCGACUUCCAGCAACAACAGCAGCAGCAGCAACAACAACACUUCCAACGCAGCAAUUCAUUUUCCUACGGCGCGCCGCCACAGCACCAGCACCAGCAAAUUCUGCCUCAGCCUCAUCAGCCGACGCAAAAUUCUGAUGGCCCUAAUAGGGUGGCCCCGACCCCUGUUGACACAGCAACCGAGACCCAGGUCAACCCACCAUCAAGGCCAUCAUCCAGGGCCUCAAACCCAUCGUCGAGGAAGUCGAGAGCUACGGGACGACCGCGUGGUCGUCCUAGAAAGCAGCCAAGGGCUGAGAGCCAGGGCAACACCUCGGGCUACGAGGACGGAACUGAUGGUGAUGAGGGCCCCGCCAAGAAGAAGAGGGCUACCAUGACCCAAGUCACGAGCAACAUCAACGCCCCAUUUGGCGGCGGCCCCGAGUCUCUGCGAGUCACGGCCAGCACCGCUGGCUCGUUGCGAACCUUGCGGCCGAUGGGCAUGCCCGUCGAGGCACCCAUGGGCUCGCACAUGCAGGAUGUUCCCAGGGCUCCAACACCAGUGCCAGACAGAGGUCCCAUGAUGCCCCAGGCUGGCAAGCCGACUAACGGAAGCAAGCUACGUCGGCAGUCGAAUUUGAGCCAGGCUGCGACGCCUCCCAGCCAGCCGCAAUUCUCCGAGCCGCCAUUCGCUUUGUCCCCGAGCCAGCAAGACGGCCGCUCUCCCGACUCGGAAGCCGUAUCACCCAUGUACUCCGAGGACAGCCCUGCAGCCAUCGGGUCAUCACCACCCGUUCCUCGUAACACGAGCUUUGUGCGAUCCAGCCCGCCGGCGUCGAGCCCAAUACUUCCUCCCAUGCCAAUGCCUCAGCCAGACUCGGGUUUUAUGAGUGGAGGCAUGGAUGACCUUUUCGACGGUGAGGGGGUCAAGCAACAACUUCCGAAGGCGGUCGUGCCACCAGUGCGGAGAUCAAACUCCAACGUCACCAAGGAACGGAGAUCUCGGUCAGGCAUUCCGAUCCAGGUCUUCCAGCUGGCGGCGCAGCCUUCCGCUGAGGCAGAUGCCGCCACCAGGAGCAACAGGCAGCAGAGUGCACCCCGGCCGCCUACCUCGACACUAUCAUUGGAGCCUUCUUUGCCUCCCAUGUCGAGGACCGUAAGCGACUCGAGGCUUGCGCUACCUUCGCCUUCACAGCCUGCGGAAAAAGAGCCUUCGCCACAACAAGAGGAGCUGGUUGUGGCGGUUAAGCCUGAGGUCGAUAUCGACGGUCAAAGCGCUCCCAAAAUCGAGACUCAACAGCCAGAUGACGGUCUGGAAUUGGGACUUGAGAAACUCGCCCAGGCGGUGCAAGGCAUGGCGUCAGAAUCAGCUUUGCCAGAGCCCCAGAUGGCUCCGGAUGCUACCGCGACGUUCGCCCGGCCAUCAGCACCACCUUCUCUGUCAAGGUCUACGUCCUCAGGCUUCUCAUUGGCUCUUCCCUCGGUGGCUGCUAGCGACCCCAUCGGUCCCAUUGCGUUGCCAGCUCCCGCCCCCCCGGAUAUCACCUCCUUCUCCGAGGCACCCUGCCCGCCAAGUGACGCCUUGCAGCCCCCAAGGUCACCGCCGCAGCCUACGAGGUCGAACAAGAACUAUGUUAAAAAGCAGGCCAUCAGAGAGAAGCUCCUGCAGGCGAUCGCGAGUGGACAGACUCCCAUGUACUGCAGCAACUGCGGUGCGAUCGAGACUCCUACGUGGCGCAAGAUUUGGACCCAGGAGCAUGAGGGCGUUCCGGAAUUUACCGAGUUCUCGGACAAGCCUGGCAGAAUUACCGCUAUCUUGGUCUUGGACCGUGAUGCCGAUGAAAAGCCGACCAAGUAUCAGAUCAUCAAGAAGGCCCUUUUGCCCAAAGAGGAUAAGUCCGACUGGAAGGAGCACAUGCUCUGCAAUCCCUGCGGUAUCUGGCUAUCCAAAUGGAAAGCCCAUCGACCUCAGGAGAAGUGGGAGAAGGAUAGCGCUCGUCUUGGCCAACAGAGGCGCCCUCGGGGCACUGGUCGUGCUCCCCGUCCGCCCAGAGCGAAGAAGUCUGGUUCGGCGAACCCGCUCAACCCGACGUCCGAAGCAUACAAUACAACAGACCCCAUUGGACCUGAUGACCGUGGGGUCUCACCGAUGGACGAGAGCAGGUCGCGCGGUGUUUCUCAAGUCAGCAAUGCCAACGAUGCCUCUCAGCGAUCAAUGUCCCAGUUUUCCGCAUCCCAGCCCCCAGAAUACCAAGGCUCGCGACCGACAUCCCCUGGGAACAUCUCCAACCCUGGCUCUACGCAUUCCAGGGGCAGUGGCACAGCGAAGAGCCCGAUCACCAUUGAUAACGCUGAUGUCGAAGAUAUGGGCGCAACUCGGCGACUCCUGUUCCCUUCGCCACGAAAGGAUGGCGUUUCGAAGGCACUGAGCGAUCUUGCCGUCAAUAUCAUGCAAACAGCGCCCGACUCCAGCAGGUCAGCACAAGUCAUCCAAAACAGGGAAGUUCCCAUCAAAGGACCUGGCAAGGACGCCGCAGCUUCCAAAGUGUCUGGCAUGAACAAGGAGAACCUCGCUGCUCCCGAAGAUGACCUUGAGGACCUUUUCAGAAGUCCUCUGAUUCGUCCGUCGACGCCACCCCCCAAAGAACGGGCCCCUAACAACGGCCCCUUCAAAACCCCUACCCGGCCGACGCCGAGUCACCGACCCAUCACUAGAAGUGUCACUAGAAGCGUCUCGCGUUCUAUGAGAUCAGGCGACCUGCUUCGGUCUCCCGCGGCUGUGCGCCGCACGCCGACGCGAACACCCCGAUCUGCCAAGGGUCUGCUUCGGAGGAGUCCUCGUCUGCAUAAUGAUGAGUUUACCCAAAUGGAGCUUGCCUUGGAGGAAUACCUUCAGACGCAGUCUCUUGAUCACCAAUACGACUCCGACAUGUUGGAGGCAAUGAACCGAGCUUUGGCGGAGUCCAUGGACGCCCCUGGUUCAAACUUUGACAUCACCAACAUGGUGCUCGAAUCGAGCUGCCAGCUUGAGUUCGGUGACCUGUUGGGCUCGCCUUCCCGACCCACCCCACGACCUGCCAGGCAGCAAGUGUCCGAUUUUGAGGACUGGGACACGUGGGAAAGCAACAUGCGUGCGCGUCAGGCGGCGGAAGACUCCAGGAGCCAAUAG
Messenger RNA from Colletotrichum graminicola M1.001, 3774 nucleotides. Its product is annotated as GATA transcription factor. Gene Ontology annotation, biological process: silent mating-type cassette heterochromatin formation; regulation of transcription by RNA polymerase II; rDNA heterochromatin formation. The record is from RefSeq and is a predicted model, not a curated record. NCBI's taxonomy places the organism in Eukaryota, Fungi, Ascomycota, Sordariomycetes, Glomerellales, Glomerellaceae. The transcript has 2 exons. Bases 1 to 3774 code for a protein of 1257 amino acids. Gene Ontology annotation, molecular function: zinc ion binding.